AUGGAGUCAAAACCAAGCACCACAGUAGCGAAAAGAGUAUGGAGCAUAGUGAAAAUAGUUCUUUUCAUGAUAAGGAAAGGAAUUUCCAAAAACAACAAAUUCUUCAUGAUUCAUCUUCAAAACAUCAUAUCUAAACGUGGAAAAGUCGCAACUAAAGUUAUAGAAAGCAUGAUGUCCCAUCAUCAAAACAUUAACCAAGCUUCACAAGUUUCCUCCUACAAAGUCCCUCGACAUGUAAACUGCCCAGCUGUCUACGUGAGCAACAACAACAGUAAGCAGAAAAACAGUAAAUUUUCACUUUCACAAGAAGAAAUGACCACAGUUAAUGCUGUGCAAAAACUGUUAGAGAUGUUAAAUAACGAAGUAAUGACGGAAAAUGGCGGCUCAACUAUACUUUCACCUCAUUUACCUGGGUUCGGCUUUGGCCGUACUCCAACUGUGAGACAGUUUCGGAUUACGGAUUCUCCAUUUACGUUAAAAGAUCAUGUUGUUGAUGAAGAGGAGUGUCAACUGGAUGAAGAUGCCGAAGAAUUUAUCGAAAGAUUUUAUGCUCAAUUAAGGUCGGAGAAAAAUAGAAGUGCCUCAGAAGAUUCAUCAAGGUGA
Papaver somniferum (opium poppy) is the source of this 603-nucleotide messenger RNA. RefSeq lists its product as uncharacterized. The coding region runs from base 1 to 603 and encodes 200 amino acids. Lineage: Eukaryota; Viridiplantae; Streptophyta; Magnoliopsida; Ranunculales; Papaveraceae. The transcript has a single exon. The record is from RefSeq and is a predicted model, not a curated record.